This is a messenger RNA of Dicentrarchus labrax (European seabass), 4014 nucleotides long. Its product is annotated as alpha-2 adrenergic receptor. NCBI's taxonomy places the organism in Eukaryota, Metazoa, Chordata, Actinopteri, Moronidae. Gene Ontology annotation, cellular component: membrane. The transcript has a single exon. The coding region runs from base 574 to 1875 and encodes 433 amino acids. Gene Ontology annotation, molecular function: alpha2-adrenergic receptor activity. The record is from RefSeq and is a predicted model, not a curated record. Gene Ontology annotation, biological process: platelet activation; adenylate cyclase-activating adrenergic receptor signaling pathway; regulation of vasoconstriction.
ACAUUGAUUGCACAUUCAUUUUCUCUCAGAUUAAGACACAAAAUCUGGAAACCUAACAGUUUCUGCCUCAGUUUAAUAAUGAUAAAAUUUGAAAAUUGAGAUCAUUUGGGCUAAAAUGCAGUCCUGUCCCUAGCCUUAUCAUAGUCCAACAAUAUGAAAAUAACGCUCUGUGCCGGGGGCGGGGCAGCAGUGGGUGAGUUAUGAGAACAACACAUGGGGCUUCAUUAGGAGCGAGAGCGCACCAUGCUGAAGGAGGGAGAGCUGCGUCUGGACCGCACUCAACUCCUGACACACAGGAGACGCGUGACAAGACUGUAAUAGGGUGCAUGGGAGGUUAUUUUUUAAUUUAAGUUAGUUUUCUUGACCUACACAUGAUCAACAGGCUGCAAAUAGGCUUCAAAAGACUCUGUUAAGUGGGAAUCUUUUCAUGCGCGCCUAUCCACGUCGUCAGAUGUGUCAACUGGCCGCGGAGCUGCGCGUUUUUGAUGGACUCUUCAGUCUUUACGAGGCUGAAUGUGAGUCCAUGCAAAGAUUCAACCAGUCCAGGAUAUAUAUAAAGCGCGCACAGUCGGGAUGGAUUCGUUUAACGCCAGCGGAAUGGACGCGUUCACGGUAAUCCAUCUGAAUUCCUCCUGGAGUCCGGACAGUGGAUAUUCUUUAGCGGCUAUAGCCAGCAUUGCCGCUCUUGUAAGUUUUCUAAUUCUCUUUACCGUUGUUGGGAAUAUACUGGUGGUUAUUGCGGUGUUGACAAGCAGGGCGCUGAAAGCCCCGCAGAACCUUUUUCUGGUGUCUCUGGCCACCGCGGACAUCCUGGUCGCCACUUUGGUGAUGCCGUUUUCCCUGGCGAAUGAACUUAUGGGCUACUGGUAUUUUGGAAAAGUUUGGUGCGGUAUUUAUCUGGCUUUGGAUGUUUUGUUCUGCACUUCGUCUAUUGUUCAUCUGUGCGCAAUAAGCCUGGACCGGUACUGGUCCGUUACGCAGGCUGUAGAGUACAACCUGAAGCGGACUCCCAAACGCGUCAAGUGCAUCAUCCUAAUUGUGUGGCUUAUAUCUGCUUUCAUCUCAUCUCCGCCUCUCAUAUCUAUAGACAGCAACAAUGAUAUCGGCUCUCAGCCUCAGUGCGAGCUGAAUGAUGACACUUGGUACAUCCUCUCCUCCAGCAUCGCGUCCUUCUUCGCUCCGUGCUUAAUCAUGAUCCUGGUGUACAUCAGAAUAUACCAGGUGGCCAAAACCAGAACCAGAAGUAUGUCGGGAAAAAAUCCCAGGCCAGAUGGUGUCACACAAACUGAGAAUGGACUGAGCAAAGUCACCUCCCCUUUCCAUGGCGAGAAGGAGAACGGACACUGUCAGUGCCCGCCUACGCCCAGCCAGCGCACCGUCACCAUCGGGCAACAGACCGAGGAUGCUGACAUAGAGGAGAGCUCCUCCUCGGAGGGCAAAGGUCACAAACCCCAGCAACAGGACUCUCAGAGAGCCAAGAGGGCCAGCCAAAAGAAAAGCUCCCUCUCCAAACACUCCACUCGCAUCUCCAGAGUCAGUAACAAAUCCAUGGACCUCUUCGCCUCACGGAGGAAACGUCGCCGGAGCUCCUUAGCCAGGAAAAAGGUUUCACAAGCCAGAGAAAAGAGGUUUACAUUCGUCCUGGCUGUGGUCAUGGGGGUGUUUGUUGUGUGCUGGUUCCCCUUUUUCUUUAGCUACAGCCUGUACGGUCUGUGCAGGGACUCCUGUAAGAUCCCAGACCCACUCUUUAAAUUCUUCUUCUGGAUUGGCUACUGUAACAGCUCCCUCAACCCUGCCAUCUACACCAUCUUCAACCGAGACUUCAGACGCGCCUUCCAGAAGAUCCUCUGUAAGUCGUGGAAAAAGUCCUUUUAGAUCUGACGCAGAACUGCUGCACCACCAUGACAAUCUUUAAAAGGAAAUAUCAAAGUGAAUUUAAAAAAAAAAAAAAAGAAGCCUGUUUUGUCUAUUACUGCCACUCGUCAUUCACUGUUACCUCUCAUUGUCCUGUUGUAAUUCAGUCAUGGCAGUGCACCCUCAACAACCUACUGGGUGUCUCUGCAAGCUUCAACAUGCAGUAUGUUUCCAUUACAGGCUUUCGCAAACCUGGUUAGUGAGCGCUGCCGUUCUUUUAUUCCUACUGAAGUGUGCUGUAAUGCUUUAUAGUGUAUCAUCAUUGAUCAAGCUCUUUAUACAUCUACAAAAGAUACACGCAUGGCUGGAUUUAUCUGCUAGGGGGCCCCAGGGCAAAAAUGAGCUCCUGGGCCCCCUUUUAACCCCCUCUUGUUUUUCCCCACUCUGUGUGCAAUGUGUACAAUUUUUCUAUGCUUUUUGUGCUAGAAAACAGCUUGGCCACAGAUUUGCUGUGUGGUAAUUUGAUUAAACAUAUUAAUUUAGGAAUAGGCAACACGCAGAAGCACAAAACCGAUGUAACAAAGGUUUUAAAACCUCAUUUUGACACUGGGAUGCUUUUCAGAGUGUUAACUGACUGGUUUACAUUUUGGGACAAACACAUAUUUGCUUUCUUUGCGUGAGUUAGAUUGGAAGAUUGGGAGCAAGUGGCUGGUUAGUUUAGCCUAUAAAGCAUAAAGACUCAAAACAAAGGAAAACAGCUAGCUCUCCAAAGGUAACAAAAUCCGCCUCAUGGCAACCCUAAAGCUCACUUUAUAUCUUAUAUGCCAUAUAAAAAUAAAAAAAAACAACAACAGUUUGCUGUUUUGCAGUUUUGGAUUUGCAGAUUAAACAAACUAAAUAUAAUGUGUUAAUUAGUGAAGUUUGGAGGGCUUGAUAAACGGAUUUUGUUACCCUCGAACAGAGUCAGGCUAGCUGUUUCCCUGUUUACACUCUUUAUGUUAAGCUAAGCUAAUCGCCAACUGCCUCCAGCAUCAUAGUUACUGCACAGACAUGACAUGAGAGUGGUAUCAAUCUUCUAAUCCAAUUCUCGGCAAGAAAGCAAAUAAGCGUAUUUCCCCAAAAUGUCAAACUAUCCCUUUAAGAUUAGGUAAUUAAGCAAAAUCUGACCUGACCUGACCUGACCUGACCUGACCUGACGGCCCCUUAUCAUGUCAGUUUUGUGCUUUAGUUCUGCAUAUUGGACCAGUAGACACACAGUAAGCCUGGAGCUCUUGGGGCCCCUGGAGCUCUGGGGUCUUGGGGCAGCUGUUCACUCAGCCCCAGUUGAUGAAGAGUUAGAGCAGUAGUUACCAGGCUUUUUCACUUGUUUACCCUAAAAAUUACCCUGUUUAAUAUGUCUACGAGUCAUUGGCAGUGAUUUUCCCCUUUCUGAAAUAAUUUAAAUCAUUUUGAGAAGCCUGAAAGUCUAAACACUGUCAAGUAUUUUACAAGAAAAAGGGAAUUAUUGGAGAGAACUCUGAAGAAAAUAUAAAUAAAGAAAUGACCCCUCAGAUUUAUCUUGCAACCUCAGGUAGGUAACCACUGACUUUGUGGGUGAUAUUCUGUAAAUUUGAUUUUGUCUGCUUGCCAUGAUGUUGUUGGCCAUGUCAGCUUUUAGAGCUUUUUUUGAGCGUCUCUGCUGUAAAACGGACUCUAAAGCAGUAAGAGCGAAAGGAAUAACAAACCAGCUGUGUUCUUUAAGUACCUGCAUGCUUAGAGUGUAUCCAUGCCACCAAAGUGUCAUCAUGGUAAUUCAUAACACAGCUGACAAAUGGCAAAGCACAACAGCAGACUGAAUCAUGACGGAGUCUUUGUUCUGAUCUCUGACUGCACCUUAGAGAUUUGAGACGGCACUGAGAAGGGCUGACGCUCCAGACUAUAAGCUAAAUUAUUUUUAUGGCGUGCAAAUAACGUCAUUAUUUUCACAGUGGCCACAAACUACUGAGUAUUAAAAGAUCAAGUGCAUUUAUGUUGCAUUUAUUUUUCAAGAAACUACCUCUCUGUUUAGUUUUUGUUCUUUUGUUGCCGUUUUUGGAUUUAUGAUUUGCAAAGUGCAGUACACAUCUUUCCUCUGCUUAAGCUGUCUGCUGUGGUGCAAAAAUAAAAGAUGAAGAAGUCUAA